Oreochromis niloticus (Nile tilapia) is the source of this 3980-nucleotide messenger RNA. RefSeq lists its product as uncharacterized. NCBI's taxonomy places the organism in Eukaryota, Metazoa, Chordata, Actinopteri, Cichliformes, Cichlidae. The transcript is spliced from 2 exons. Bases 2819 to 3895 code for a protein of 358 amino acids. The record is from RefSeq and is a predicted model, not a curated record.
UCAAAUUAGUAACGAUUAGGUUUAACUUGUCACAUAAUUUCUUUGUGUGGCAGUUUGGUUUAAUUUUGAGAUGGUUAAUUUGUCUGUUUAAGGUGCCACAACAUGAGAUGGAUGUGUAAGAUAUGUAGCUUUGAGUCAGAGAAGAGGUUGGGAUUGUUAAAACACUACAGACUAAAGCAUGGAAAUGGUGGUCGCAGCCAGUCAGUCCCUUGUCUUCACACUGAUUGCCCUUGCUCGUUUAAAACAUUUAAUGCCCUUAAGACCCAUUUGUCUCGACACCAUGUGAAGAUGGUCACACAAAGUGGACCUCUUUCAUUUACUUGUCUACUUUGCUGCUCUGUUUUUUUUUAAUUCAGAGAAGCAGUAUUUUGAGCAUCUUAACAACCACUUAAGGAAGUUUGAAGUAGUUGCAUGUGUCUUCAAAAACUGCAACUUCAGUACAAAUAUUUAUUCCACCUUUGCUACACAUAGACACAGAAAACACCAGUCACACACCCUUGAGGAUUUUAAAACUGAAGUAUUAAAAAGCAAACCUAAUGAACCCAUGUUUGCUCAGGAUGAGACCUGUGUGGAAGAGAGCUUAGAGCUUUGGGAUGGGGAACCACAGGAGUUGUCUCAAGAUAUAAAAGAGAAAUUUGGCCAUCUAUUUUUAAAGUUAGAAAGCAUGUUCAAUGUCCCAAACAAAUGCAUUGAUGAAAUAGUAGAUGAGCUUCAGUUUAUAUCCACCUCUGCAUCUGGUCCACCUUUAAGAGAUGUGGUGGUGUCCACCUUGAAAAGCCAUAAUUGUGAUCUGGAUCCAGCCAUUAUCUCAGAUUUAGUGAAAAAUCUUUGUGAGACACACCCUAUAAGUACUGCCUUGGGGACAGGUGGCCCUUUCACAACUUAUUACAAGAGAAGAGAAUUUAUGAAGAAGCAUUUUUCAGUUGUUGAACCAGAAGAACACAUACUUGAUAAAAAAAAAAAGGGGCAAAACCUUCCAGUAUGUCCCAAUAUUGCCCUCCUUGGUACAGGUCCUAAGUAAGUCUUUUCAAGAAAACACAUUUGAAGGUGAAAAAAAAACUGAAAAUGACUUUAAGUACCAGACAUUUCGUGAUGGAUCUCACUAUCAAAACAAGUUUUUCUCUGUAGAGGAGAACAGAGUGAGUCUCAUCCUGUACAUUGAUGACUUUGAGGUAUGUAAUCCUCUUGGGACAUCUCAAAAAAAGCACAAAGUCACAGCUGUCUAUUGGGUGUUGGGAAACAUUCCGGUGCAGUUACGUUCCACAUUGACAUCAAUCUACCUUGCAAUUCUGUGUAAGGCUGAAGACACCAAGCAGUUUGGAUUCCAGCGAGUUUUAGAGCCACUGUUAACAGAUAUCCAAAGCUUGGAGAAAGAUGGUCUUUUUGUUCCAGCGUUAGGGAAAGCCAUUAAAGGGACUGUGGUCAGUGUGGUGGCAGAUAAUUUGGGGGCGCACUCUGUGGCAGGAUUUGUCAAAAGCUUUGCAGGGUCAUACAUCUGCGUUUUGUGUUGGGAAGCGAUCCAAGUUUCAGUCCAAUGAAGUGAGAUCUGGGUCUUUUCCUCAAAGAACCAAAGAUCAACAUACACUGCAUGUACAGACAGCUGUGUCUAGUCCAGAUCACCCUCAUUGUUAUGGUGUAAAAAAAACAGUGUGCAUUGUCAGAAAAACUUGAGCAUUUUCAUGUUACAUCUGGUUACCCUCCAGAUGUUUUACAUCAUCUGCUGGAGGGCAUUGUUCCAGUGGAACUGGCUUUGGCAUUUGAUAACUUGAUCAAGAAAAAAUAUUUUUCUCUCAUGGAACUGAAUGAUGCCAUUUCCACUUUCCCAUACAAGUGGAGUGAUAAAACAAAUCGCCCUCAUCUCAUUCCUGCUAACUUUUCGACUCGAAAAUCAGUAGGGGGCAACGCACAUGAAAAUUGGUGCUUAUUACAUCUUUUGCCUCUGAUUAUAGGUUUAAAAGUACCCCAACAAGAGCCUGUAUGGCAGAUGCUGAUGACACUGAAAGACACUGUGGACCUUGUCAUGUCUCAAGCCCAUACUGAAGAAAACAUUUGCUAUCUUGACAGCAUCAUUUCAGAACACCGAAGCAGAUUCCUUGAUGUUUUCCCCCAACAUAAGCUCAUUCCCAAGCACCAUUUCCUUGAGCACUAUCCUCAGCUCAUUCGGGAAUCUGGUCCCCUAGCUGCCCUCUGGACAAUGAGAUUCGAGGCCAAACACAGCUUUUUCAAGAAGGUGGUCAGACACACUGGUUGUUUCAGGAAUAUUUUGCUGUCCCUUGCAAAUAAGCACCAGCUCAUGGUUGCAUAUCAUCAAUCACAUUCUGUCAAACCAUCACUUGCAGUCACAAAAACAACAGAGGUCUCUUUAGAUGUGCUUAAGGAUGAUCUAAAAGACCUGGUGAAAUGCAGAUUCCCUGCUGUUACAGCUGUGCAUGUUGCCAAUAAUGUGUGCAGUUUAGGCACCAACUAUGCAGUGGGAAUGUUGUUGUGUUGUGGUUCCACUGCAGGACUGCCUGACUUUUCUGAAGUGUUACAGAUAAUGGUGAUUUGUAACAAACUGACUUUUUUCAUGAGACAACAAAAUACAUGGUACAAUGAACACCUGAGGAGUUAUGAGCUGGAGAACACAGGGAGUGUGCAGUUACUUGAGCAAAGAGAGCUUAAAGAUUUUUAUCCUUUGGCUUCAUACACCCUUGCAGGAAGACACCUGACAACUUUAAAGCACCACAUUUGCCUAUCCUUUUGAAAUGUGAGGAGAGAAGCUUGUGAAUAAAUGUCUGUGUAGUUCUCUUCUCUGUUGUUGCAGCUUCUUCCUGUUGAUAUGGCACCCUCAGCGAAACUGCAGAUAAUUUUUGGGGAGGAUGAUGUCCACAAACUACUUUUACCUCCAGGCAUCCCAAGCACACUUCAGGACCUCAAUGAUGUUCUUCGAGAGACAUUUGAUAUUACAGGACCAUUCACUGUUAUGUACCAGGACAUGGAUUUCGACGGUCAGUUCUUCACUUUGACCUCGAUUGAGGAAGUACAAGAUAAAGCUAACCUCAAAGUAGUAAAAACUGAACCAGUAAUCUUGAGUCUCACUACUGUGGACAUGUCAGAAGUCGAAUCUCCAGUUCCACUAUCUACAGAAGCAAGCUCCUCCUCAUCUGUAUGCGACACAAUCCUGUUGUCCUCCCCAGAUGAGAGUGGACCAUCCUACAGGUCUAAGCCAUGGCCAUUUAAGUUUGAAAUACCAGACUUCUCUUAUGAUAUAGACCUUGCACUGGAAGCAGGAAAGCAAGCUUAUGAAAAUGAUGGCACACUUUUGAACAACCCAAGCGUAACUAGUAGCAUUCUUGAGAAGCUUGCAGAGACUAUAUUUGGCUUCACAGCAUAUCCAACUGGUGUCCAGAUUUUAGCUGUUGCUGAAGCCUUGGUAGCAAAAUACCCAUGCCUCAAAGAGCCAGGGUCUUUUAAUGGCCUAUAUGGUUGGCAACAGAGGAUAAAGUAUAAAAUGGGCAACUACAGGGCAAAGUUAAGAGGUCGCCAAUUAGCCAUUCCAGAGCUCGAGGUGAACAAACUGAAGAGACGAUGCUCCAGUGAAGAGGGUUCACUUAAAGGCUUUAAAAGGGCAAAAAAAGCUGAAGUCAACUAUCUGCCACCACUGCCAUUCGGUGAGACUGAGGAAACCUUAGAGAUGGAGAGACUAGAUUUGCUGAAGGAAAUGAAGAAGAAGAACAAUGAGAGGGCAAUUAAUGAGAAAAUGGAGAAGUCUUUUGCUAUGAGAAGAAAAGAGGUUGUCAAGGAUUGCCCCGCAAUCCAAGACCUCUUAGAGAGGUGGCCUUCUCUGUUCUGUGAAAAUCAGAUCAAAGAGGAGUUUAAGCGAUCGUGGCUCAAGAGUUUGGAGUCCGUCUUGUAAUCGGAAGGUUGCCGGUUCGAGCCCCGGCUCGGACAGUCUCGGUCGUUGUGUCCUUGGGCAAGACACUUCACCUACCGCCUACUGG